AAACCAACAAGAGUCCGAUCGAGUGUUUAGAUGGGCCUUCACAUGUUGCGAGAUGGUUGUUUUGCCGAAGCCUGGGGAGAUAAAGCAGAGCCAUUCGCAAUGGAGGAUCUAUCUGAAGACAUGCAUUAACCAAACCUUAGGUAUCGUUACUUUUUUCUUUGUCUGCCUGAACAUCAAAUUACCGGUCACGAUGGAGGCCAGAAACCCAAAGGACUCCAUGAAAUCCACCUGGCGAAAAGCCCCCCGAGAUCAAUGGAACAUCAAUCACUGGCUAAUCGAGCUCCUAAACGUCCACCCCUUCGAACUCGACCAGGAAAUCCCAGUUCAUUCCAAGGAUGAAAAAGUCCCCUACAUGUCCCAAUGGUCCCUCAACUUCUGGGUCCUCCUCUACGGCGCCAUCCCCCUCCUCGUUCACGAAGCCUACACCACCUACACAGGAAACACCAUGUCCCGCUGGGCCGCCAUAGGCUUCUACUCAACCUUCUUCAACGCCACCGUCAUCUACCUCAUGCACAUCAUCCGCCGCCUAGGCCACACCUACGGCUUCCUGGACGGCGAAAAGCCCCGCGAUGACAUCCCAGACGUAGGCGUGCACAAGGUCGUCGCCUCACUCUACAAAACCACCAUCUCGCGCAUCAUCAUGGCCGCCUACUUCUCCUACGACGCGAACCAACUCCCCUCCCAGCUCGACUGGAAAUGGCUCCCGCUCGAAAUCGGCGUCUACGGCGUCGUCCUCGACUUCUGGUUCUACUGGUACCACCGCCUCAUGCACGACUUCAACCCGCUCUGGAAAUUCCACCGCACGCACCACCUCACCAAACAUCCCAACCCCACCCUCUCCGCCUACGCAGACCACGAGCAGGAAUUCUUUGACAUGGUUGGCGUCCCCAUGAUGACCUACUUCACUUUACACUAUGCGUUUGGCCUCCCCAUGUCUUUUUACGAAUGGUGGAUCUGCCACCAGUAUGUUGCGUUUGCGGAGGUCUGGGGACAUAGUGGAAUUAGAUUGCAUUUGACCGUGCCGACGCCAUUUAGUUGGGUGUUGCAGAUGUUGGGCUGUGAGAUUGUGAUUGAGGAUCAUGAUUUGCAUCAUCGGAAGGGGUGGAGGAAAAGUUAUAAUUAUGGGAAGCAGAGUCGGGUUUGGGAUCGGGUUUUCGGGACUACGUGUCCGAGGGUGGAGAGUGUGGAGGAGAAUGUGGAUUAUGUGAAUACGGUUAGUAUGCCGUUGUUCUAACUUGAUGUGGAUGUGUUGGGAUGUCUGCUGGCGACUUUUGUAUAUAGGACCUAUAUUUUAUGGGGGUACAUAUAGGAAUGACUUACGACUAACUAGCAAUUGAUUUAUGAAUUCAC
Messenger RNA from Aspergillus ruber CBS 135680, 1350 nucleotides. Its product is annotated as sterol desaturase family protein. Gene Ontology annotation, biological process: ergosterol biosynthetic process. The transcript has a single exon. Gene Ontology annotation, molecular function: C-4 methylsterol oxidase activity; iron ion binding. The record is from RefSeq and is a predicted model, not a curated record. Lineage: Eukaryota; Fungi; Ascomycota; Eurotiomycetes; Eurotiales; Aspergillaceae. The coding region runs from base 191 to 1234 and encodes 347 amino acids.